Molecule: messenger RNA, 441 nt
Organism: Paraglomus occultum
Lineage: Eukaryota; Fungi; Glomeromycota; Glomeromycetes; Paraglomerales; Paraglomeraceae
Source: the annotation of a GenBank genome assembly
AUGGCUUUUUUACAAUCGAAACUGUCCGACAUCUAUGGACUAGUUCAGUUUUUAUUCCAACGAAGAGUGAAUGAACUCGCUGACAGGGAAAGGUUUGCAAUAGUCCUCGUGAUAGCACCAAACGUGGCGUGGCUAAACCAACAUGGUUGGCCUGCGUAUUAUACGGUAAUGGAUUUAUUUGCCACAUAUGGUCUUUGCCCGAACCAACGCAGGGACAACAAUUCCCGUUGUCUAUUCUACUUUCGAGGAGUAUAUGAAUUAUUCAAAGUUCGUGAUGCGAUCAGAAAUAACAUGUUGGCACCGACGGCUUUUGGUGUACCGCUCUCUUGUCGUACGAAUUGUAACCCAACCGUUCAAAUGGAACCUAUCGGAGAAGCAUGGAUUCUAUCAAAAAUCUCAACCUACGAUGCAGGACGGGACGACCAUUUCUUUAUGAUCUGA